This is a messenger RNA of Aedes aegypti (yellow fever mosquito), 1584 nucleotides long. Its product is annotated as pickpocket protein 28. The transcript has 4 exons. Lineage: Eukaryota; Metazoa; Arthropoda; Insecta; Diptera; Culicidae. Gene Ontology annotation, molecular function: ligand-gated sodium channel activity. The record is from RefSeq and is a predicted model, not a curated record. Gene Ontology annotation, cellular component: membrane. Gene Ontology annotation, biological process: sodium ion transmembrane transport. The coding region runs from base 13 to 1563 and encodes 516 amino acids.
CUCAUUAGAACCAUGGAUUCCAACGCAAGCGAUGGAUUUCUUGGCAACCUGUGGACUGAGUAUUGCCAGCGUUGCUCCAUCUAUGCAAUGCGACAUUUGUCCGCUAACUUGCGCAUUGGUGAACGAAUUUGGUGGUUCCUUUGGAUUGGACUAGCGAUAGUUGGAUGUUUCGUUUCCAUGGUUGAUUUGUACGAGAAGUGGAAUCAAAGCCCGGUGUUUAUCAGUUACGAUCGAAGAUUUUUGCCGGUCUGGGCUGUUCCGUUUCCAGCCGUUACGGUUUGUCCAAUGGCUAGAGCUCAGGCAGAUCUUUUCAAUUCAACGGAUGUGUUUUUUCGACUCGAUGAGGAAGGAAUAUCGAAUAUCGAAUACCUUCGACUUCGAGCGUUACUGCACGUGUGUCCUUACAUGUCGGAGUUCUACGAGUAUAACGAUUCGUUACCGGUGAACUAUGUCAACAUUCUACAGCACAUCGCCAUACCUUUUGAGGAUAUGUUUGCUAGUUGUAAAUUCCGAAACUAUGCUGUGGACUGUAGCAUGUAUCUGUCAAGAUCGAUAACUGACAGUGGAGUUUGCUACACUUUCAACGCCAUUGAUGCCGAACAUUUGCUUCGAACUGAAAAUCUCCAAAGUGAUUACUUGUAUUCUAAUUCGUAUAUGGAUUCCAGUAAUUGGACCCUAGAAGACGGAUAUUUUGAUGAAUUUGAGUUGGAAACGUACCCUCUGCGGCCUGUUGGUGGUGGUUUGGUUACUGGUCUAAUACUUGUUAUGAAAACCCGAAAACAGGACAAAGAUUAUUUUUGCGAAGGUCCGGUUAUUGGAUACAAAAUCGGAAUUCAUUCACCGGACGAAAAGCCGUCGGUUCAAAAUAGAUUCUACCGACUUUCGCAUCAGACUAUUCUGACAUUAAGUGUUAAACCUGAACUGACGUACAUUUCUCAAAAACUGAGGAAGCAUCCUUACACUAGACGGCAGUGCUACUUCAGCGGCGAACGAUAUUUGAGAUACUUCAAGGUGUACAACAGGAAAAACUGCCUCGAAGAAUGUAUCUCGAAUAUAACCGCUCAUGAAUGUGGUUGCGUCGGAUUUGCUUCUCCUCGAGCUCCAGAUAUAUCCGUCUGCGAUGGUGAAGAUCUAGCCUGUCCGACCAUAUCAUUCUACAAAGUCCUCAAAAGAAUGGGUCUUUCUGAACGCGACAACGAACUUGAGGAACCGUGUGGUUGCCUUCCAGCUUGCACAACGCUGCGGUUUGACGUGGAAAUUUCGGAUCUACCUUGGAACUUUGAGGAGUACGCUAGAGCCGCGGGACUGUCAACUGACCAGUACGACUACAUUGAGCCUGCAGUACUGGUGGUAGCUCUCAAAAGCAAGUGGCUGCUCCCGUUGAAACGUCGGGAACUGUUUGGCAUGGUGGAUUUGCUGGCCAAAUUUGGAGGAUUGUUUGGGCUUGUGAUGGGUGCUAGUGUGAUUAGUAUGCUUGAAGUUGUGUACUACUGUAUUAUAAGGCCGUGGCGUAAUGAUUUUCCCGGAGCUAAUGUGCGGCAAGUAUUGCCGUGGGUAGAGUGAAGAAUUGAGAGACAGUAAUGA